AUGGGCAGUCCAGCCUCGACAGAUAUGCCCAUCGAGGCAGCAGCGCCGGCCUCGCGAGCCCGCCAGGGCGAAAAGUCUUUGGAGCUGCCCGCCAAGACGGCGCCUCUCCGCGGGUACGGCAUCGACUACCGCGUCGACCCGACCGUCUCCUUUGCCGAGUUUCGCUACUGGGCCAAGGUGGAGCGCGAGGAGGAGCGCGAGGCGGAGCGGCUCUAUCUCGAGCGGCGCGGGCCCAUGACGCUGAAAAAGAUGAUCAAGAGCCGCUUCUCCAAGGGUGUCCACCACGACAACAAGAAGAUGGAUCAGCGACAGCAGCAGCAGCAGCAGCAGCAGCAGCAGCUUGAGGCGACGCGCAUCGGACCGUCGACGGAAGAAAAGGGCGGCUCCGAGUAUGACAGCACAGAGGGAGGCCGUCGCAAAGGCAUGUUGAGUAGGUCUCCGGGAAACGCGGCCGCGGGACGUGACGGCAACGACAACAGUGUAUUGGCAGCGUCUGCUUCGGACGAGGACAAAUCUGCGCCCAGUCUAGCUCACGGCGGCUCCAGCACCACCACCUCGCUCGACGAGGAGUGGAAGACGGCCGCCAGGGCUCUACGCACUGCUGGCUGGAGCUCCGUCUUCUUCCUCGUCACCACCGACAUUCUCGGCUGGUCGAGUUGUCCUUUUGUCUUUGCCAGUGUCGGGUACGGCACCGGCGUCGCCUUGUACGUCGUGUUUGGCCUCGCCGCCUCGCUCAGCGGUCUUAUGCUCUGGAAAAUCUUCACCACCAUGGACUCGUCGCGCUACCCAAUGCUCAGCUAUGGCGACAUCUUUUUUCGCAUCUUUGGCCCCAAGACGAGACACUUUAUCAACGUGGCCCAGUCGCUGCAGCAGUUUUGCACAGUCAUGGUGCUCAUCUUUAGCAAGGGCCGCAUCAUCUCUUUGCUCGCCGGACCGCAGCUGUGCUUCAUUGUGUGCAUGAUCAUCAUCAUGGCCAUUGGCAUGGUAUUUGGGAGUAUUCGAUCUUUGCAACGUCUGGGAUGGAUCUGUAAUCUUUCAGUCUGGUUCAACAUCGUGAGCUUCAUCUCCAUUAUGGUUGCUGCGGCAAAGUACGACAUCUACUACCCGCCAAUCUUUGGAUCCACCAUCCUACCCAAGGAGAAGCUUCCAGUCAAGAAGUUUGCAGGCCUGGUACCGGAUGCAUAUCAGCAACAGGCGCAUGGUUUUGCUGGCAUCUUCAACGGAGUCGACAACAUGGUUUACGCAUACAGCGGCGCGAUCCUCUUCGUCUCGUUCAUGUCGGAGAUGCGACACCCGAUGGAUUUCUGGAAAGGCAUGAUCUGCGCACAGGCCUUUAUCUGCGUCGUGUAUCUUUUCUUUGGCAUCUUUGUAUACAGUUACUUUGGACAGUACUCGGCUUCUGUCAUCUAUCAGGUCAUCAAUCCUGCAGGAUUGCGCACGUUCAACAACGUGCUGAAUCUGCUGACUGGUCUCAUUGCAGCGGUACUGUACUUUCACGUCGGCAUGAAGACUGUCUACAUCGAAGUGUUUCAAGAGAUUUUCAAAUUUCCACCCAUUGCGACAAACCGAGGCAAAUGGAUGUGGUAUGCUCUUGGGCCCCUCUACUGGAUCAUUGCCUUCCUCAUCGCGGCCGCAGUGCCCAACUUGAACGGCAUUGUGGGCUUCGUGGGCGGUCUCUUUGCUGUCAAUUUCAGCUACUCGUUUCCGGGCAUUGCUUAUCUGGGCUGGUCUGUUUUAUCCGCCGCUGAGCUGCCUGGCGAAGGAUUCAACCCCGAGACGGGUGAAAAUGUGGUGCACGAUAGCGGAGUGAAGCGAUGGUCGCGCGGCUUCAUGAAGAAGUGGUACAUCCAUAUUCCGUGCACCAUAUAUGCCCUGGCCGGUUUAGCCACGUCCGGCAUGGGAACCUGGGCAGCUGUUGAGGGUUUAAUUAGUGUGUUUGGGCCUGGUGGCACUGUGGCGACUUCUUAUGGGUGUCGUUCGCCUGUUUGGGGCUAA
Messenger RNA from Beauveria bassiana ARSEF 2860, 1995 nucleotides. Its product is annotated as Transmembrane amino acid transporter family protein. Bases 1 to 1995 code for a protein of 664 amino acids. Gene Ontology annotation, cellular component: vacuolar membrane. Gene Ontology annotation, biological process: amino acid transmembrane transport. The transcript has 5 exons. The record is from RefSeq and is a predicted model, not a curated record. Lineage: Eukaryota; Fungi; Ascomycota; Sordariomycetes; Hypocreales; Cordycipitaceae. Gene Ontology annotation, molecular function: amino acid transmembrane transporter activity.